Biomphalaria glabrata is the source of this 789-nucleotide messenger RNA. RefSeq lists its product as uncharacterized. The transcript has a single exon. The coding region runs from base 52 to 651 and encodes 199 amino acids. NCBI's taxonomy places the organism in Eukaryota, Metazoa, Mollusca, Gastropoda, Planorbidae. The record is from RefSeq and is a predicted model, not a curated record. Gene Ontology annotation, molecular function: protein dimerization activity.
UGUGAAAAAUUGGGAAUUAGGAUAGAAGGAAGAAUUAAACGUCGAAAACAGAUGCCUGGUGAAAAUGCUGGUGAUGCAGGACUCGCUGCGGUUGAAGAAAUAACUCGCAUUAUGAAAUCAGUUAUUGAUAGACUAAUCCAGGAGAUGACAACACGAUUUGGUCGUCUGAAGACGUUAGAUGAAAAGUUUGGAUUUCUAUUCAACAUCAGCAAAUUGUUUGCUAAUGAUACCUCUAAUGAUAUUCAACAGCACUGUGCUACGCUGGCUGAUUUUUAUAAAACUGAUAUUGAUGGAACUGAACUGUUCGUAGAAAUCAGUGACUGCAGUAUGUUGCUGAAAACCCGGCCAGAUGCUACCCCAAGCAGCCCAUUAGAAUUACUUUCAUUUAUUAUUUCAUAUGGCAAUGACAUAUUUCCAAACUUGCGAAUUGCUUUGCAAAUUAUGCUGACAAUCUCUGUGUCAGUUGCUAGCUGUGAGCGUUCUUUUAGUAAACUAAAAAUCAUUUUAACUUAUUUGAGAGCUUCAAUGGGUCAGGAGCGUCUGUCAGACUUGGCAUUGCUAAGCAUAGAAAAGGAGCUGGUCGAAACAAUUAAUUUUGAUGAUGUCAUUGACAACUUUGCUAGUGCAAGAUCACGAAAAGUAGUUCUAUAAGAAAUGGCUAAUGUUGCUUCAGAUUGUUCAUUAACUUUGUUUACAAUAAAAAAAUUUAAUUUAUUUAUUGGUGAUUGUUUUAAUGCAAAUAUAGAUUACGCAUACUAAUAGGGGGGGGGGCGCCAACAGACUAUGCCG